Molecule: messenger RNA, 666 nt
Organism: Nycticebus coucang (slow loris)
Lineage: Eukaryota; Metazoa; Chordata; Mammalia; Primates; Lorisidae
Product: 60S ribosomal protein L39-like
Exons: 1
Coding region: 71-226 (51 amino acids)
Biological process (GO): translation
Cellular component (GO): ribosome; cytosolic large ribosomal subunit
Molecular function (GO): structural constituent of ribosome
Source: RefSeq, a predicted model, not a curated record
UUCCGGCUGGUUUCCCCCUUUCUCUCGCUCUUCUCCAUUGUGGUGAGUGUGAGUAGUCUCGUUUGUCGCCAUGUCCUCUCAUAAGACUUUCAGAAUCAAGCGGUUUUUGGCCAAGAAACAAAAACAAAAUCGUCCCAUUCCCCAGUGGAUUCGAAUGAAAACCGGUAAUAAAAUCAGGAACAACUUGAAGAGGAGACACUGGAGAAGAACCAGGCUGCGUCUAUAAGAAAUUGCACAUGAGACGGCGUGUACUUAUGCUGUAUUACGGUCACUGUCAUCAUCUUACCAUAUCAAGCUGAAAAUGUCAUCAGUUGGACAUUUGCCACACUUCAUUGGGAAAAUGAGUUUUCUCUUCAUUUAUGUGCUAUUCCCUAAUAAGUUGGUGCAGUAAUAAAUAUGUGAGACCUUGUGUUUGAAGUACUGAGUUGCCCCUCCCCCAGAAGACCUAACACAACACUGUUCUGUAGAACUUUCUGCAAUGAUAGAAAUGCCCCUAGCUACCAAGUUCUUGACAUGCUUAAUAUAGUUUCGCUUUUUCAGUUUAUUAUAAUUAAAUUUAAAGUUUUUUUUGUUUUGUUUUGUUUUUUGAGACAGAGUCUCUGUUGCCCAUUGACCCAGGCUAGAGUGAUGUGGUGUCAGCCGAGCUCACAACAACCUCAAAUUCCU